AUGGAGCUGCUGAUCAUCGCAAUGCUGGUAGUCGGGGCAGCCGCAGCCUCAGACCCAGAGAUAAGCAGGAUCAUUGGGGGGAGAAACUGCGACUUUGGCUCGCGGCCCUACCAGGUGGCUCUCCUGAGGAACAGACGUGUCAUCUGUGGUGGGAGCCUGAUAGCCCGGAAGUGGGUGCUGACUGCUGCGCACUGCGGCAGACGAGGGAUCAGCUCCCUGCGGGUGCAUCUGGGGGAUUAUAAUGUAAGGGUGAAAGAACCCACAGAACAGAUACGAAGAAUCCACAACUUCUUUGUGCACCCCGAAUAUAACUUCUUGCCUUUUGACAACGACUUCAUGCUUCUGGAGCUGGAUGAGCCCGCUCAACUUAACCGCUAUGUGAACACGAUCAAGUUGGCUACCCGUUGUCCCUUUCCUGGAACACGAUGCAGUGUGUCGGGAUGGGGCACCAUCAAGUCCCCCCAAAGGCAGUUCCCAGCCAUCCUGCAGUGUGCAGAUCUCUAUAGCGUCAGCCAGGCCAGGUGCCAGGACGUUUACUGGGGCCUGAUCACGGAGAACAUGUUCUGUGCUGGUGUGGAACAGGGCGGCAUAAGCACGUGCAAGGGGGAUUCAGGAGGCCCACUGGUCUGCAAUGGGCGGCUGCAGGGCGUGGUCUCCUGGGGGAAGUCUGUCUGUGCCCUGCCGGGACAGCCCAGAGUCUUUGCCAAUGUCUGCAAAGCUGCCCAGUGGGUGAAGAACACCAUAAGGAGGCAGUGCGCCAGAUUGGACUGA
Molecule: messenger RNA, 771 nt
Organism: Caretta caretta (loggerhead turtle)
Lineage: Eukaryota; Metazoa; Chordata; Testudines; Cheloniidae
Product: kallikrein-14-like
Biological process (GO): proteolysis
Cellular component (GO): secretory granule
Molecular function (GO): serine-type endopeptidase activity
Source: RefSeq, a predicted model, not a curated record